GGAAGUAGAGGGCAGCAGUCUGUAGUUGGCAGUGGUAGAGCCAUGGCGGCUGGUUGGCAGGAGGCUGCGGCCCAGCAGGCCGAGGAGGUGUCUGCCCGUGUUAGGCAGCUGGUCAGCACCGGGCUCGGCCUUCUCCGUACAGAGCUGGGUGUGGACCUUGGCCUGCAGCCACAGCGCUACCCGUCCUGGGUGUUUCUGGCGGUGCCACUGUCCCUGGGCCUGUUAGUCCUGUUUGUGUGUGCUGGGGCGCUCGGGCGCAACUCCGCCGGGAAGAAGCGACUCAGGGAGAAAAGAGAAGAGCCGCUGCAGCUGGACAAUCCAGUCCCCCUACCCAAGAGCCUCAAAGCCGACGAUCCGAAGAAAAAGAACAAGAAGAAACCAACCGAGAAACCAAAGCAGCCUAAUGGAAGACCCGUGGAGCUGGUGGAGGAGGACAUAACAUCCAUAAUUAAAAAGGAGAGCCUAAAACAGUCCUUAGAAGCUGACAAGAAGAACGAAAAGGCAAAAAAGAAUAAAAAAAAGCUUAAGUCUGAUGCAAAGCAAACACAACAGUCGUCAAAUCAAGAUAAAAAAGAAGUUGAAGAAGGGAAUUGGGAAACUAAAGUAAGCCACCGAGAAAAGCGGCAACAACGUAAGCGCGAUAAGGGAACGGACUCUGACAUUGUUGAAACUAUAAAUUCUGUUGUGAAUGAGCAGUUUACAUCUGGAUCUCAUUCUGCAGGCACCAGGAAAUCCAAAGGUACAAGUGACAAUAAUGUGGUUAAUGGAAGUGGGUGGAGGGAGAAGCCAGCAAAGACGCUCUCCUCCCAGCUCGGAGAGGAAAAGUGGGCACUUUCAGCUUCUGCUGGGAAGAAGAAAGCAGAGCCUUGCACUUGGAAUCCGAAUGCGAACGACACUAAUGGGAAAGACUGGGGUGUAUCUUGGAGCGAGCGUCCGAUCUUUCCUAGCAUAUCUGCAUGGUCAAAUGUGGAUGGAAGGAUGACCAAAACCGAACAGAGAAAAACUUCAUUUACUGCCAUGGGACUAAAUAAUUCGGUUCCUGCUUCUGUAAGCGAACCCAUUUCUCAGCCGGCUAUCUCUGAAAGCCAGUGGGAUUCUACUUCUAAUGAACCGUGUAUUGAUGACGAAUGGUCUGGCCUUAAUGGCCUGAAUUCAUCUGACCCAACUUCUGACUGGAAUGCGCCAGCAGAGGAAUGGGGGAACUGGGGUGAAAAAGAGCCUGUGAACGUUCCACAAGCUGAAGAGCCUGAACAACUUACAAAGGUAUUAGAAGAAGAAAAGGAAAAUGAGGAAUCUUCUGCUCAAGGUGCGGCAAGCAGCAAAACCAAGAAGAAGAAGAAGAAAAAGAAGAAGCAAGGAGAGGAAUCUGGUUCUGCACAGGAUACAGAGAAUGCUGAGAGUGAAGCUGUGGGUGAAUUCCAUGAGGAAAAAACACCGGCUCCCCCGCAACCAGCGAAAAUUAGUCCUGCUGUUGUUGUAAAGGCUAGUGAACCUAAGAAACAACCUGAAGAGGAGACUCGUCACCAUAAUGUAUUUACUGAGCCUUCAGUAUCCGUCAAACACAGCAUUUCUGAAAAGAGUCCUUCCCAAGUGCAACAGCAAAAGGAGAAAAGCUCUUCCAAUAGCAAGCAGAAUAGUGUGCCUCCACCCUCACAAGCUAAAUCUGAAGAGAGCUGGGAAUCUCCAAAACAAGUGAAAAAGAAGAAGAAAGCCAGAAGGGAAACGUGAUCGCCCCCUGGUGAACGGAGCACAUGUUCAGACACUAUCUCGGAGAUUAUGCUGUUUAUGCAAUAAUUUGUGAACAUGUACAGAAUUUUUAUAUGUUUGGUCUCUAUUUUUAAAACCAACUGCUGUCAAAUGUGAUCUAUGACAGGAGGAGAAACAAAUUAACUCUGACCUCAGAGGUCAACAUGCAACAGUACUGGAAAUUCAUUGGAAGAUGCGUUUUUUUUUUUUGCUUUUGUUUUUUGCCAACUUGGAACACUCGCAAUUUGAUAGGAGAAAAGUCUGUUUAAUUCCUGAUUUUACAAAGCAGUGACCUGUUUACAUUCAUAUCGUGCCCUAUAUGUUGUCUCUCAAGUGGUGGAAGAUUGAUUUUACCGUUUCAGUACUUUGACACGGACGAGAGAAUUGCGCUCAAGAGGAAUCUUAUUCAAUGGAGUAUGUUUAGAUCGCUUUAUACUGUAUAGCAUUUGUUUUUUUUGUCUCCGUAUAAAUCUAACUUAAUUUUUUAGGCAAGUAUGGAAUGUUUAAUAAUUUGCUUCCUGUUCUAAUGUACUUUUAUCUGGCAACUCCCAGCAUUCCACAGGCAGCUGGAACGACAGGAGUUGCAGUUCUAGAUCUGUUGAAUCCUGCUUUACUGCUUACAUUUUAUCUUUGGUAUGACUGAGCAAAUCGUGUUUUGUAAUGAAAAUGAUGAUGGCCUUUGUAAGCAAUCAUUCUCACUUUUUCUAUGAAAUCCCAUUGGAUACACACACACACUCGCCCUUUUCAUUGUUAAAGGAACAAUAACUCCAACAAAUGAAUGUGUUUUUAAAAGAAUGGCAGUAUAGUGUACAGUUGCCCUACACAGCAGCUUGUUAAUAUAAACUAUAGUAGUGUUUCUGAAGCAAACACUUCAGUUUUA
Xenopus laevis (African clawed frog) is the source of this 2626-nucleotide messenger RNA. It is a transcript of the gene mtdh.S, whose product is annotated as metadherin S homeolog. Gene Ontology annotation, cellular component: nucleus. NCBI's taxonomy places the organism in Eukaryota, Metazoa, Chordata, Amphibia, Anura, Pipidae. Gene Ontology annotation, molecular function: transcription coregulator activity. Gene Ontology annotation, biological process: positive regulation of angiogenesis; positive regulation of canonical NF-kappaB signal transduction; regulation of transcription by RNA polymerase II. The record is from RefSeq and is marked predicted.